AUGGUCCUGGUCCACGUCGGCUAUCUCGUGCUUCCAGUGUUUGGCUCUGUGCGAAACAGAGGUGCCCCCUUUCAAAGGUCUCAGCUUCCUCACGCUACCUCCUGCCGUCACUUCCACCUGGGCCCCCCGCAGCCGCAGCAGCUCGCUCCCGACUUCCCCCUGGCCCACCCCGUGCAGUCGCAGCCGGGCCUCAGCGCCCACAUGGCCCCGGCCCACCAGCACAGCGGCGCCCUGCACCAGUCGCUGACCCCGCUGCCCACCCUGCAGUUCCAGGACGUCACAGGUCCCUCCUUCCUACCUCAGGCCCUGCACCAGCAAUACCUCCUGCAGCAGCAGCUCCUGGAAGCCCAGCACCGCCGGCUCGUCUCGCACCCCAGGCGGAGUCAGGAGCGCGUGUCUGUCCAUCCCCACCGCCUCCACCCCAGCUUCGAUUUCGGCCACCAACUACAGACACCUCAGCCCAGGUAUUUGGCUGAGGGCACUGACUGGGAUCUCAGUGUGGACGCCGGCUUGAGUUCUGCUCAGUUCCAGGUGCGGCCCGUCCCUCAGCACUAUCAGCAUUACCUAGCAACUCUUCGAAUGCACCAUUUUCCCCGAAACUCCUCCUCCACACAGAUGGUCGUCCACGAAAUCCGAAACUACCCCUACCCUCAGCUUCACUUCCUUGCUCUCCAGGGACUGAACCCCAGCAGACACACCUCCGCUGUGCGGGAGAGCUAUGAGGAGCUGCUGCAGCUUGAGGACAGGCUGGGAAACGUGACUCGGGGAGCAGUGCAGAACACCAUCGAGAGGUUCACCUUCCCCCACAAGUACAAGAAGCGAAGACCCCAGGAUGGGAAGGGCAAGAAGGAGGAGGGGGAGGAGUCAGACACCGAUGAGAAAUGCACGAUCUGCCUGUCUCUGCUGGAAGAUGGAGAAGAUGUGAGGCGCCUCCCCUGUAUGCAUCUCUUUCAUCAACUGUGUGUGGACCAGUGGCUCGCCAUGAGCAAGAAAUGCCCCAUCUGCCGAGUGGACAUUGAGACACAACUGGGAGCCGACAGCUGA
This is a messenger RNA of Budorcas taxicolor (takin), 1044 nucleotides long. It is a transcript of the gene ARK2C, whose product is annotated as arkadia (RNF111) C-terminal like ring finger ubiquitin ligase 2C. The coding region runs from base 1 to 1044 and encodes 347 amino acids. Gene Ontology annotation, molecular function: ubiquitin protein ligase activity; zinc ion binding. The transcript has 8 exons. Gene Ontology annotation, biological process: motor neuron axon guidance; positive regulation of BMP signaling pathway. Lineage: Eukaryota; Metazoa; Chordata; Mammalia; Artiodactyla; Bovidae. The record is from RefSeq and is a predicted model, not a curated record.